Molecule: messenger RNA, 1887 nt
Organism: Chrysoperla carnea
Lineage: Eukaryota; Metazoa; Arthropoda; Insecta; Neuroptera; Chrysopidae
Product: glucose dehydrogenase [FAD, quinone]-like
Exons: 1
Coding region: 6-1799 (597 amino acids)
Molecular function (GO): flavin adenine dinucleotide binding; oxidoreductase activity, acting on CH-OH group of donors
Source: RefSeq, a predicted model, not a curated record
UCAAAAUGCAAUAUUUACAACAAAUAAUUAUUAUGCAUUUAUUAGCUUCAAAAGCGUUUGCAGAUAAUGUUAAUGAAAAUUUUCCACAAUAUCCAGAAACAGAAACGUUUGAAAAAAGCUAUGAUUUUAUCAUUGUGGGAGGUGGGAGUGCUGGAUGUGCGUUAGCAAAUCGUUUAAGUGAAAUAGAAAAUUGGAAUAUUCUUCUAAUAGAAGCUGGUGGUUAUGAAAAUAAGAAACGUAUGGAUAUUCCCGGUUUGGCAAAUCGCAAUCAACGAUCAUAUUUUGAUUGGAAAUAUGUAUCCGAACCUUUAAUGGAAGCUAGUUUAAGUUUAAUUGAUCAAUCGGGAUAUAUUCCACGUGGUAAAGUUCUAGGUGGUUCAAGUGUUUUAAAUCAUUUGGUAUACCAUAGAGGUGCGCCUGCAGAUUAUGACCGCUGGGAAAGUGUAUAUAAAAAUCCAGGAUGGGGUUUUGAUAAUGUUGAGAAGUAUUUUAAAAAAUUGGAGGAUGUUGACAUUGAUAGUCUGGGGAAUGUUUUCACUCCAGAAAAUUUACCUGAUUAUUUUGGUAAUAAUGGUCCACUACAUGUGGAAUGCGCUGAAUAUCGUAGCAGAUUAUAUCCAGCAUAUAUUGCUGCAGCACAUGAAGCAGGUAUUCGAUCUGCUCUUUUGCUUGGUCCUAAUCAAAUUGGUAUUGCAUGCGCACCAAGAACUAUUAAAGAUGGCUAUAGAUUUAGUGCAAACAGAGCAUAUUUAGUACCAAUUCGUCGAAGAAAUCUUCAUUUAAAACUUAAUUGCUUGGUUACUAAAAUAUUAUUUGAUGAAAAUGUAGCUAUUGGCGUUGAAUUCGUUUGUUCCAAUCAAAGUUAUAAAACUUACACCAAAAAGGAAGUUAUUUUAUCAGCUGGUGCCAUCAAUUCCCCACAAUUAUUGAUGUUGUCUGGUAUUGGACCUAAACUACAUUUAGCUGAACUUGGAAUACCGUUACUAAAGGAUUUGCCUGUGGGUCAGAAUUUAAUGGAUCAUGUUGCUAUUUUAGGAUUACAAUUUGCAAUAAAUGAAUCACCAUAUCGAGAAGACAUGGAUACACAAGAGCAACAAUUUUUUUAUAAUCAAACGGGUCCGUUGUCCACGUAUGAUUCUGAAGCGGUGAUUUUUUCACAUCCAUUUGAAGGAAUUCAACGUAACGAAGAAUAUAUUGUUACUGCAGCAUUUGAUCACGAAACUUGUUCUCUUUAUCAUAUAAGUCCAGAAACAUGUGAUGAAAUAUUUUUACCAAAUAAUCAAAGUAAAAGUGCGUUUAAUAUACAGCCAGUAUUGUUUAAGCCAAAAAGUCGUGGUUAUAUUAUUUUACGCGAUGCGAGUCCGUUUUCCCAUCCACGAAUAUUCUCCAAUUAUUUAACACAUCCUGAUGACGUCGCACAACUCCUUGUGGGUAUAAGAGAAAUUCUUCGAAUAGUUCAACAGCCAGCUCUAAGAUCAUUUGGCACAACUUUACACAAAAAUAAACUUUCUGCAUGCGAGCAAUAUGAAUUUAAUUCCGAUGAUUAUUGGAUAUGUCAAAUACGACAUUUGACAACGACACUUUAUCAUCCAAGUGGCACAUGCAAAAUGGGUCCUCAUAAUAGUUCUAGCGCUGUUGUUAAUGCAGAUUUACGUGUGCAUGGUACAGAAAGAUUACGUGUUAUUGAUGCCAGUAUUAUGCCUGAAAUUGUUGCUGGACAUAUAAAUGGUCCUACAAUAAUGAUUGCAGAAAAAGGUGCUGAUAUUAUUAAAGAAUUUUGGAGAAAUGGUGGCGUAUGAUUGUAACUUAUUUGUGAGAGUAUUUUUAUAAACAGUUUAUUUUUAGUAAAUUCAAUUCCAAAAUUUGAAAGCUUUUUUUAUUAUUCAC